Rubroshorea leprosula is the source of this 3966-nucleotide messenger RNA. The record is from the annotation of a GenBank genome assembly. Lineage: Eukaryota; Viridiplantae; Streptophyta; Magnoliopsida; Malvales; Dipterocarpaceae.
UAAUGCUUUGUGCUUUCUAUUUUGUUUCUUCAUAAAUCAUUUAACUAGUCUUGCUGCUCAAUUGUACAGUUUUAGAGCAAUCAAUCAUAAGAGAAAUGGUAGUUGGGGGGCAACGGUAUACUGUCUACUUUCUUGCUACCUUUCUAGCUCUGUUAAAAACAUCAUUGCUUCUAGCAAAUGGUGAACCUUUUGAUCAUCAAUCAAUGACGAGACCUCCAGUCUCUUGGACGAACAACGGCUCAGACUCUAGUUGGGACUCAAAUGGGUUGACACUGAAACCUCUCUUGGUCAAUGGGGAUUUUGUUUGUGGCUUCCACUGCAUAGUUGAAGAAAACAACACCUGCCUCUUUGCUAUCUCCAUCUUCAAUUUCACUUCUAUCCCUCACAUAGAUUCACAAAUCGUAUGGGCAGCUAAUCGAAACAAUCCAGUUGGACAUGGGGCACAAUUGCAACUUUCCCAACAAGGGGAUUUAACGCUCCAAAAUGUUGAUAGCACUCUGAUUUGGUCUACAAACACAACAGGUAAAUCUGUCUCGGGUUUGAAGUUAACUGAUCAGGGUAACCUUAUGCUGUUUGAUGGAAACAAUGAUUUGAUUUGGCAGUCUUUUGAUCAUCCAACAGACUCUUUAGUUCUCGGACAGAGACUAGUUUCUGGGCAGAAAUUGGUGGCAAGUAUGUCUGACACAAAUUGGAGUGAGGGUUUAUAUUCAUUUUCAAUUGAUAAUAAUGGUUAUUUUGUUGCUUCUGUGGAGUUAGAUGCUACCAUAGUGUAUUACAAAUCUAACGAGUCUCAAUUAAGAAGCCAAACGGGGCAGUUUUAUGCUGAGCUCACCAACACAAGUUUCGGUGUUGGUCUUUCUCCAAGAUCUGGAGUUAGUUUUAUACAAUUGGGCUCCGAUGGGCACUUUUUGUGCUUCUCCUCGACUGGAGGAUAUUGGCUGGUGGAUGAUUUGUUUAAGAACCAAUUCCAUGAAUGUGAUUAUCCACUGGUAUGCGGAAACUAUGGAAUUUGUUCGACACAAGGAUGUAGUUGCCCAACGUACUUCAAGCAGAGAUAUUCUUUACAGGCAAGUCCUAUGUGCGCUCCAUAUAUUCCAAUAUCGUGUGAGUCUCCUUACCAGCACAGCCUUCUUGAGCUCAAGAAUGUUGAUUAUGUCCCCGGAGUUGAUUAUCACAUAGCAGACACCGAAAGCUGCAAGCAAGCUUGUUUAAAGAACUGUUCUUGUAAGUAUGUUGUGUUCCAACAUAAUAGUAAUUCCUCAUCAUCUGGAAGGUGCUUUUUAAGAUCUGAAGCUUUUUCAUUCAAGAGAGUGAAUUCACAUAACUAUCAAUCUGUGUUCCUAAAGGUGCAUAGUUCAAGUGUGAAGCCUCCCUUCUCUUACACUAACAUCAUCUCAGACUUUAGUUGGGAAUCAAAAGAGUUGAUACUGGAUCCCAUCUUUGUCAAUAGGAAUUUUGUUUGUGGCUUCCACUGCAAAUUAGAAGAAAACAACACCUGCCUCUUUGCUAUCUCUACCUUCCACUUUGAUUUCAACUACUAUACAAAUUUAAAAAUGGUAUGGUCUGCUAAUCGAAACAAUCCUGUUGGAGGUGGGGCAACAUUGCAGCUUUCCCAGCAAGGAGAUCUAACACUGCAAGAUGUUGAUGGCACUCCGGUUUGGUCUACCAAAACAGCAGGUAAAUCUGUUUCUGGAUUGAAGUUAACUAAUAAAGGUAACCUUCUGUUGUUUGAUGGAAACAAUAAGACGGUUUGGCAGUCUUUUGAUCAUCCAACAGACUGUUUAACUUUCGGACAGACUUUAGUUUCUGGACAGAAAUUGAAGUCAAAUUUCUCAGCCACAGAAUGGAGGGAGGGUUUAUUUUCAUUCUUAAUUGACAAUCGUGGUUUUGUUGUUGCUUCUGCGGAGUCAGAUGCUAACCUAGUCUAUUAUCGUUCCGAUGGGCUUGCAUUAGAAAGCGAAACAGGGUCGUUUUAUGUUGAAUUCACUAAAACAAGUCUUGGUUUUGGCCUUUCUCCAGUAUCGGACGAUAUUGUUAUACAAUUAGGAUCUGAUGGGCACUUAAGGUCCUUUGAAUGGGAAGAAUCAGAAUGGAAGGAAGUCGAUUUGUUUGAGAACCAACUCGAUAGAUGUGAUUACCCACUGGCAUGUGGAAAAUAUGGAAUUUGUUCAGCUGGAGGAUGCAGUUGCCCAGAACCAGAUGACAACGAAACACGGCACUUCAAGCCGAUUAAUCUUGAUCAGCCAGAUCUUGGGUGUUCUCCAUCUGUGCCAUUAACAUCUUGUAAGUCUCGUCUUCUUGAGAUCAAUAAUGUUUCUUGCUCCACUCUCUUGCAGCCAGAUAAUUCUUAUAUAACAGACAUAGAGAGCUGCAAGCAAACUUGUUUAAACAACUGUUCUUGCAAGUAUGCGGCCUUUCGAAGUAAUGGUUCUAACUCAUCAUCUGGCUGGUGCUCGUUUGGAUCUGAAGCUUUGUCAUUUAAAAGAGAAGUGGAUAGAUAUUACAAUCCAUCUGUGUUUUUAAAGUUGAGUUUUUCAACUGAAUAUAUUCCACAAAGGGAUCUUCCAUCACCUAGAAAGAGAAGAUGGAAUGCAGGAGUAAUACUUGGAUCCACUCUUGGAGCCACUUUUAGUGUGCUUCUUAUCUGCACUUUCCUUCUGCUACAAAUUAAAAAGGAUCCGAAGGAUGUUGAGGAGGAUUAUCUGGGCCACAUCUCAGGAACAUCAACAAGAUUCUCUUAUGAAGAGUUGAAGGAUAUAACCAACAACUUCAGCAACAAGCUUGGUGAGGGAGGAUUCGGUUGUGUUUUUCAAGGAACAUUACCUAGUAGUACUCAAGUUGCUGUAAAGUGCCUUGAUGGUUUUGGUCCUGUAAAGAAGUCAUUUAUAGCUGAGGUUGAGACCAUAGGAAGCAUUCACCAUUUCAAUUUAGUAGGAUUGGUCGGGUUUUGUGCUGAGAAAGUACGCAUGCUUUUGGUUUAUGAAAGGAAGAUGAUUGUAGACAUAGCCAAGGGACUAGCAUAUCUCCAUGAAGGAUGCAGGCAGAAAAUAAUUCACUUGGAUAUCAAACCCCAAAACAUCCUCUUGGAUGAAAAUUUCAAUGCCAAGGUUUCUGAUUUUGGGUUGUCUAAGCUAGUAGGGAGAGAGCAAAGCCAAGUUGUGACAACAAUGAGGGGAACACCGGGUUAUAUGGCCCCUGAAUGGUUGAACUCGGUAAUUACAGAAAAAGUAGAUGUAUAUAGCUUUGGCAUUGUUGUUCUGGAAAUUUUAUGUGGCAGAAAAAAUGUUGAUAGAUCCCAGCCAGAAGAGGAUGUCCAUUUGGUAAGCCUUUUUAAGAGAAAGGUUGAGGAUGGUCAACUUCUGGACCUAGUGGAUAAGUACAAUGAGAAGAUGCAAUCACAUGCGACAGAGGUUGUGGAGAUGAUGAAAGUUGCUGCAUGUUGUUUGCAAGUUGAAUAUGGUAGGAGGCCAUCAAUGUCCAUCGUGGUGAAUUUCUUAGAGGGCAAAAUGGAUGAUGAAAACAAAUAUGAUUUCUCAAAUCCACCAGCACCAGCUGAAGCGGAAACUCUCGGACACCAAACUGAUACAGCUACAUUGAUUCCAUCUGUUUUAUCUGGUCCAAGGUGAUGAUAUGGAAGAGAGGACAUAAAGAUGUACUGCAACGGUAAUUGAGUAAGACCUUGACUGACCGCCCGCCCCCAAUUAGCAGGUCCUGUUGCGAAGGGUGACUCUGAAAAGCUAAGUCCUUUCCCUGUGUUUUCUUAUUUUUUAUUUUUUAUUUUUAUUUUUUAUUCUAGGCCCAUUGCAAAUUUGUCAAUUUUCUUUUAACAGAGAUUAGUUGAAGUGUUUUACAUUUUAAUUUAUCUCAAUCUCCAAUGCUUUGUUUUUAUUUAUACUACUAGUCACUUCAAAUUUGUGUUGCAACUCUAAUAUUUUAAUUCUAGGUAAAUAAUCUGGACUUUUAUAU